Molecule: messenger RNA, 297 nt
Organism: Pyrenophora tritici-repentis Pt-1C-BFP
Lineage: Eukaryota; Fungi; Ascomycota; Dothideomycetes; Pleosporales; Pleosporaceae
Source: RefSeq, a predicted model, not a curated record
AUGCUCGGUGAGCCGCGCAUUCACCUGGUCAAGUCCUCGCAACAGACACUACUACUCGAUGAUCCUCGUCCUUGGCGUCGGGGGUUCUUAAAGACAAGCCACCAGCUAUAUGUUGGCCCGGGCGACUUCGUGUUCUUCCUCGCAGGCCUGCAGCUGCACAAACUUGACGUUGAGACCAUGUUUGCGCUCUGGACGGACAAAAUCGCAAUACAGGUAGUGAAGCCAUCCAAGUACCAGGACGUCUACACUGUCGAGCUGGAUGAGGACGACCAGACAGACGAGGAUAAGGCGUAUUAA